AUGGGAGUAACUCGACGCGUUAGAAUUCAAAAGUGCUUGAUAUGCGAAUCUACUUUUAAAAGUAGAAAAUUUUUAAAGCAGCAUGUUUUUUCACAUUUUGUGCUAAAUGACUUUAAGCUUAGAACUUAUAAGGACUUAAAGAAGCAUGAUACCACAUUUUUCAGAAAACCUACAAAGAGCGUUGAAGCUGAGCUACACAAAUUUGCAAUUAAGAACUCCAAGAAUUUGGAUGAAGCAAUUUUUAACAAAGAAAAUAUUGAUAUGGAUUCAAUCUGUUUUGGUAUUAAAAGAAGUGAAGAGAGUAUUGAUUAG
This is a messenger RNA of Blepharisma stoltei, 312 nucleotides long. Lineage: Eukaryota; Ciliophora; Heterotrichea; Heterotrichida; Blepharismidae. The record is from the annotation of a GenBank genome assembly.